AAUGGAUUCUGACGCUGGCUCCACCUGUAGCCGCUCCUCAUCCCCAGACCUGGUUGUGGAUGACUCUGCUGGGAGCUUUUUCUCCAACAAGAUGUUCCAGACGUACUGCCACGAAAAUCGAGCGAGCGGUGAACUCGGCCAGGACAGGACAGAGCGCUGCAGCGGGGGCGGAAAGACCAAAAGCAGAUCUGACCUCAGCAAGGAGGAGAUGCAGGACCUGAGACUGAAAGUCAACAGUCGGGAGAGGAAGCGGAUGCACGAUCUAAACCAGGCGAUGGACGGUCUUAGAGAGGUCAUGCCCUACGCUCAUGGCCCAUCUGUGCGCAAACUGUCAAAGAUCUCCACCUUGCUGCUGGCUCGCAACUACAUCCUGAUGCUGUCCAGCUCCUUGGAGGAGAUGAAGAAGUUGGUUGGGGAUGUAUACGGAGGGAAUGGAGCCGUGCAAAACUGCUCCACUGCUCACCACAGCAUUUCCUCUGCAGCGGCAAGCGCUCACCUCCCGCUGCAUCCUCUGGCGUCGUCCCUGCACUCCCUGGUGGGCACCACGACCUCUGGUCUGCAGCAUCACCAGCACACUCCAGCUGGAGCGCCGGCGCCACGCUCUCCACCUUCAGCCAGCUUCCUGGGCUUUCAUGCUCCGGUUCAAGGCCUUCUGAAGGACCCGCUGCACCUAAGCAGCUCCUACAGGCACUUUCCUGGAAUGCCGUGUCCGUGUUCACUCUGUCAGCCGUUACCUGCUGCGACCGCAACGUUGCACAGUCUGUCCAUGAAUAAAUGAGCAGGAAACAUAAAC
Molecule: messenger RNA, 793 nt
Organism: Thalassophryne amazonica
Lineage: Eukaryota; Metazoa; Chordata; Actinopteri; Batrachoidiformes; Batrachoididae
Gene: olig4
Product: oligodendrocyte transcription factor 4
Exons: 1
Coding region: 2-778 (258 amino acids)
Molecular function (GO): protein dimerization activity
Source: RefSeq, a predicted model, not a curated record